Messenger RNA from Hyphopichia burtonii NRRL Y-1933, 2106 nucleotides. It is a transcript of the gene KRE30, whose product is annotated as ATP-binding cassette family ATPase. The transcript is spliced from 2 exons. NCBI's taxonomy places the organism in Eukaryota, Fungi, Ascomycota, Pichiomycetes, Serinales, Debaryomycetaceae. The record is from RefSeq and is a predicted model, not a curated record. Gene Ontology annotation, molecular function: ATP binding; ATP hydrolysis activity. Bases 1 to 2106 code for a protein of 701 amino acids.
AUGUCUGCCGUUUCCUCAUCUAAAGCUAAAAGAGAGCAAAAACGUUUGGAAAGAGAAGCUGCCAAGUCUGCAGCCGGUAAAUCCACCAAGAAGACCAAAAGACAAGCAGCUAAAGAUGCUGAAGAAAAAGAGGUUGAUGAUGCCGAUGCUCAAAUUGCUAAAUUGAAAUUGCAAACUGAUGAAUCUGGUAUUUCCGAUAGAGUUACCACUGGUGUUUUAGAAUCAUUACAAACCUCUAGAGAUAUUAAAUUAUCAUCGGUUUCGCUUUUAUUCCACGGUAAAGUUUUAAUUCAAGAUGCUGUUUUGGAAUUGAAUUAUGGUCGUAGAUAUGGUUUAUUGGGUGAAAAUGGUUGUGGUAAAUCCACUUUAUUGAGAUCCUUGGCUGCAAGAGAAUUCCCAAUUCCUGAACAUAUUGAUGUUUAUUUAUUGAAUGAACCAGCUGCUGCCACCGAUUAUUCUGCUUUAGAAUACGUUGUUAGAGAAGCUGAAGCUGAAAUGAAGAGAUUGGAAAAUUUGGUUGAAGAUAUCAUUGUUAAAGAAGGUCCCGAAGAUCCAUCUUUAGAUGGUUUAUAUGAAAAAAUCGAUGAAAUGGAUCCUGCUACUUUUGAAUCAAGAGCUGCAGUUAUUUUAACUGGUUUAGGUUUUAAUUCAGUCACUAUUAAAAAGAGAACCAGAGAUAUGUCUGGUGGUUGGAGAAUGCGUGUUGCUUUAGCUAAAGCUUUAUUCGUUAAACCAACACUUUUAUUAUUAGAUGAUCCAACUGCUCAUUUAGAUUUAGCUGCUUGUGUUUGGUUAGAAGAAUAUUUGAAAAGAUUUGAUAGAAUUCUUAUCUUGGUUUCUCAUUCUCAAGAUUUCUUAAAUGGGGUUUGUACCAAUAUGAUUGAUAUGAGAUUAAAAUCAAUUCAAUUAUAUGGUGGUAAUUAUGAUUCUUAUGUUAAAACUAGAGAAGAAUUGGAAACUAAUCAAAUGAAAGGUUAUCAUAAACAACAAGAAGAAAUUGCUCAUAUUAAAAAAUUCAUUGCAUCUGCUGGUACUUAUGCUAAUUUAGUUAGACAAGCUAAAUCUAGACAAAAAAUUUUGGAUAAAAUGGAAGCUGAUGGUUUAAUUCAACCAGUGAUUCCUGAUAAAGUUUUCUCUUUUAGAUUCCCUGAUGUUGAUAAAUUACCUCCUCCAGUUUUGGCUUUUGAUAACAUGUCUUUUGCUUAUAGUGGUAAAAAGGAAGAUAACUUAUUUGAAGGUUUAGAUAUUGGUAUUGAUAUGGAUUCAAGAGUUGCUUUAGUUGGUCCAAAUGGUAUUGGUAAAUCUACCUUAUUAAAAUUAUUCCAAGGUAUUUUACAACCUCAAGAAGGUAGAGUUAUUCAACAUACUCAUAUUAAGUUAGGUGUUUACUCUCAACAUUCUGCUGAUCAAUUAGAUUUAACUAAAACUCCUUUGGAUUUCGUUCGUGAUAAAUUUUCUCAUAUUUCUCAAGAUUAUCAAUAUUGGAGAAGUCAAUUAGGUCGUUAUGGUUUAACUGGUGAAGGUCAAACUUCUCAAAUGGCUACUUUAUCUGAAGGUCAAAGAUCAAGAGUUGUCUUUGCUUUAUUAGCUUUAGAAGCUCCUAAUUUGAUUUUAUUAGAUGAACCUACUAACGGUUUAGAUUUAUCUACUAUUGAUUCCUUAGCUGAAGCUAUUAACGCUUUCAACGGUGGUGUUGUUGUUGUUUCACACGAUUUUAGAUUAUUAGAUAAAAUCGCUCAAGAUAUUUUUGUCAUUGAAAAUAAAACUGCAACUAGAUGGGAAGGUUCUAUCUUGGACUAUAAAAAGAUCUUUCGCUCAAUAAUUACAAUGCAAUUCUCCACUGUCGCCUUAUUCGCCGCCGUUGCCGUCGCUGCUACCGUCACCGAAACUGACGCUUCUUCUACUUUGGUCACUGUUACUGACUGUGCUUCCACUGUCACUGACUGUCCAGCCCACAAAUCUUCUGAAGCUCCAGUUGCUUCUACUUCAUCUGCUGGUAACUACACUGCUCCAGCUAAUGUUUCUUCUGCUUACGAAGCUGGUGCCGCUAAACAAUUUGCUGUUGGUGGUGUUGCUUUAGCUGCUGGUGCUUUAUUAGCUUUAUAA